GCACAUAAGCGGCAGGGCACUCAGGUCCACCGGAGCACACAGACCUACACAUACACAUACACCUAAGACACUUGUCACAUCCACACAAAAAUACACACACACACACACCCUCCCACCAUCCAAGCCACCCUGUGCGACCUCUCACCAUUGGCAAAGUCCUGGAGCCCUCAGCAUCUCCAUCACGGCUGAAGGGACCAUUUGGGAAAGCAGGAGACAGAGGUGGAUUAUGAGGAUGCUUGUGCGUCUCGUGUUGGGACUUUUCGUCCUCAAAGCGGCGUUAGCCAGUCCCAGAUUUGCCCGACAAUCAGACCCGGAUUCAUACGACGACGGAAACUACGAGGACAACUUUGAAGUCAUCUAUGAUUAUGAUGAAGAACCGACAGUUGGUGGGCUUGAGACAGAGACAGAAACACGAAAUGAACUGGACUAUGGCUACCCACCAAAGGAGGAGGAGGAGGAAGAGGAAGAGGAAGCAGAGGAGCAUGUAGGAGAGGGAGAAGAGGAGGAGGGAGCAGAGGAGCACAUAGAAGAGGGGGAAGAGGAGGAGGGAGCAGAGGAGCACGCAGAAGAGGGGGAAGGAGAAGAGCACGGAGAAACUGAGGAAGGAGCAGAGGAGCACGUAGAAGAAGGGGAAGCGGAGGAGCAUGUCGAAGAAGAGCAGCCCCUAAAACCCCAACWCAUCCCCCAGGGUUCUGGGGGUUCUGGUGUCCUCAUGGGCCCAGACACACAAAAAGAGGUGGAGCUGCAUCAGACGUCUGUUGAUACUCUUCAUGUCUCCGGGGAUUUUGGUGGCUCCGUGGGGUCAGAAGCCUCGGGAGCUUCCGGAGCCUCUGGGUCUGGAGGCUCAGGGGACAUGCUGGUCUCUGGAGCCUCUGGGAGCUCGGGUGAUAUUAUCCUCAUGUCCGGAGCCUCCGAAGAGCUGAUUAGUUCUGAAGGAUCCGGGGAAUUCUUAUCUGGAGACGUCCAGAUAUCUGGGUAUUUUCCAGGAUCUGGAGAUUUAAUUGGAUCGGGAUCCGGAGAUUUAAUCGGAUCGGGAUCCGGAGAUUUAAUCGGAUCGGGAUCCGGAGAUUUAAUCGGAUCGGGAUCCGGAGAUUUAAUUGGAUCAGGAUCCGGAGUUUUAAUUGGAUCGGGAUCCGGAGAUUUAAUUGGAUUGGGAUCCGGAGAUUUAAUUGGAUCGGGAUCCGGAGAUUUAAUUGGAUCGGGAUCCGGAGAUUUAAUCGGAUCAGGAUCUGGAGAUAUAAUCAGAUCAGGAUCUGGAGAUAUAAUCGGAUCAGGAUCCGGAGAUACCACUGAAUCUGAUGGUUCUGUUGUUUCCGGAGAUGUUGCCUCUGGAGAAUAUGAGGUUGUCACAGAACUCCCAAUUGGCUCUGGAGGAUCCGGGGACCAGUCUGGUUCUGGGUUUUCCGGAGAUCUUUUAAUCUCAGGGGGCUCUGGAAUCUCUGGGGUUUCUGGAGACUCUGCUGAAUCUGGUCAAUCAGGGAUAACUUUAAUAUCUGGAGAGGAGGAGCGGCCCUUCAUUACUGAAACUGGUCCCCAAGAAGCAUCGGGUAUUUCUGGGGAGAUCUCUGGAGCUUCGGGAAUCUCUGGGGCUUCAGGGGAUAUUGACACUUCUGGAGGUUUAGAGGUCUCUGGAACCUCAGGGAUGUCUGGUGUCUCUGGUUCUGGAGACAUUGGUGUCCCUGAGGUAGUAACUCUACUCCCUGAACCCGAAGAGGAGGAGCUGCUUCCAACCACACCAGAACCCUCUCAGGAGGGAAAAACCAGUAUAGAGGAGACAGUGAGCUCUGGUGAGCCAGAGGAGCCUGAUGAGGAAGUGGUUGACGCAAAAGGUAUGCCCGUCUGCUUGCUGUGCACGUGCCUCGGAGGUUCCGUCUACUGUGACGACUUGAAGCUGGACGGCGUUCCACCGCUGCCCAAAGACACCACUCACUUCUACGCUCGCUACAACAAAAUCACAAAGAUCAACAAGUCCGACUUCGCCAACAUGAACAAACUGAAGAGGAUCGACUUGACUGCCAACGAGAUCUCGUCCAUCGAUGAUGGGGCCUUUAUGGGUCUGCCUGAGCUGGAGGAGCUGAUCAUUAGAGAAAAUCACCUCRGGCAGCUGCCCACUCUCCCAGAGACCAUGAAGCUGAUUGACGCCAGCCACAACUACAUCGGCUCAAAGGGUAUUCAUAAAGAGGCAUUCAAAGACAUGACUAGGCUUUUGUAUUUGUACCUAACGGACAACAACAUUGAUUACAUCCCAGUGCCGUUUCCAGACAGCCUGCGAUCUUUACAUCUACAGCGAAACAACAUUCAAAUGAUGCACGAGGACACAUUCUGCAACCUGAACGACUUUAACUACAUCCGGAACGCGCUGGAAGACAUCCGCCUGGAUGGGAACCCCAUCAACCUCAGCAAAACUCCGCAGGCGUACAUCUGCCUGCCUCGCAUACCCAUCGGGAAUCUCAUUUAACCAAGACUUCCACCCAAAUGCAACCACGUGCACACAGAUUUGUACAUACCUACACACAGACUUAAAAACGAGUUCACAAGCUACAGAUGGCAAUCACGUGUUUUCAACUUGUCAUUCAUGCUGCUGACGUAAACCUGCAAAAACUGUGUGUAAACUGUUUUAUUAUCCGCCAAAAAAAACCACAAAGAUUACUACCCAUUUCAUGACAACCAUGCACAUAUGCACUGCUCUACCUUCUGCCUGGUCUGCAGACGUUUGUCUCAAGCACAGCAGCACACUUGUAUAUUAAGGUACAUCAAAAGCAGACGAGAAAUCUCUCAAACCGCUCAACAACUUGAUCAAAACGUACGUUAUGUUCUGAGUCUUUUUAUAGCUCACAAUCAAUAACCAACUGGUAACGCAUUGUUUAAAUACGUUUGUUUUGUAAAAAUAAAAAAAUAAGACUAAUCUAACACYUCUGACAAUGUAUACUAGCAUAAAUCCGUUGACGCUGGAGCUUAACGAAAGGUAAAUUGAAUAUCUAAUACAAUAAAACAUGCAUUUAAACAGAACUGCUGGUUGUACAGUUUGUACUGUAAUAUAAAAAUAGAAAUAUUCUAAUGUUUUUAACAUGAACUGCAAUAACUGGUAGUCAUGCUUUAACCAUGUACAAUAGCCAACACCGAGAAGUUUAUUGUCCAUCGACAAUCAAUAAAAAAACUAUUGUUUCUGGGAGGUGAGGUUGUUGUUUUUGGUUCUGGAUGGGGUUAAAAAUAAGAGCUUGCUGUUGUGUGAUCUGAAUGGAAUAAAAGUGAAUAAAGUCAUAAAGUCCUCUCCA
Molecule: messenger RNA, 3275 nt
Organism: Austrofundulus limnaeus
Lineage: Eukaryota; Metazoa; Chordata; Actinopteri; Cyprinodontiformes; Rivulidae
Gene: epyc
Product: epiphycan
Exons: 10
Coding region: 227-2458 (743 amino acids)
Biological process (GO): bone development; articular cartilage development
Cellular component (GO): extracellular matrix
Molecular function (GO): protein binding
Source: RefSeq, a predicted model, not a curated record